AUGGGGGAUCUCAACAGGACGGUCAGCCUGGGCCAGGUUUCCUUCACCCUGGUGGGCAUUCCUGGGCUGGAAGCCUUCCAUGCCUGGAUUGGCAUCCCCUUCUGCUUCAUGUAUGUCCUUGCCUUGGUGGGGAACUUGACCAUUCUCUUUGUCAUCAAGACAGAGCCGUCCCUCCACGAGCCCAUGUACUUCUUCCUUUGCAUGCUGGCGGUUAAUGACCUCAUCAUUUCCACCUCUACAGUUCCAAAGAUGCUACAGAUCAUGUGGCUGGGCUCAGGGGAGAUUGGCUUUGAUGCCUGUCUGGUGCAGAUGUACUUCAUUCACACCUUUUGCAUUGUGGAGUCUGCCAUCUUGUUGGCAAUGGCCUUUGACCGCUACGUGGCCAUUUGCCACCCUCUACGAUAUUCUACUACCCUCAGCAAUCCAAUGGUGGCUAAGGUGGGACUGGCAGCAGCCGCCCGGGGUGUGGUCUUGGUGAUUCCUUGUCCUGUACUCAUCAAAAGGUUGCCGUACUGUUUCCGGAGAGUCAUCCAGCAUGCCUACUGUGAGCACAUGGCAGUGGUUAAGUUGGCCUGUGCCGACACAACCCUCAACCGUACCUAUGGUAUCUGCGUGGCUCUCUUGGUGGUGGUGCUAGACCUGGGACUUAUUGCCGCCUCCUAUAGUCUGAUUCUCCAAGCAGUCUUCCAGUUGUCCUCACAAGAAGCUCGCACUAAGGCUCUGGGUACCUGUGCAGCCCACGCCUGCACUCUCUUGGUCUCUUAUGUGCCAGCCUUGUUCACCUUCCUGACCCACCGCAUUGGCAAACAUGUGCCUCCUUACAUCCACAUCUUGCUUGCUAGCCUGUACCUUCUGCUGGCACCCAUGGUGAACCCACUCGUGUAUGGCGUGAAGACACAGCAGAUCCGCCAAAGGGUCCUCCGACUUUUCAGGCAGGGAGGAAAGGCACUGACAGAACCCUAG
Messenger RNA from Eublepharis macularius, 963 nucleotides. Its product is annotated as olfactory receptor 52P1-like. Bases 1 to 963 code for a protein of 320 amino acids. The transcript has a single exon. The record is from RefSeq and is a predicted model, not a curated record. Gene Ontology annotation, cellular component: membrane. Gene Ontology annotation, molecular function: olfactory receptor activity; G protein-coupled receptor activity. NCBI's taxonomy places the organism in Eukaryota, Metazoa, Chordata, Lepidosauria, Squamata, Eublepharidae. Gene Ontology annotation, biological process: G protein-coupled receptor signaling pathway.